AGAAGCCCCAGCAUGGCCGACCUGUACCUCUUUGCUUGGCUUCGGUACCACCACUACGCUGCUGCCUCGUGUGCUUUACUGCCAACGUUUUCAAGUGAAAGAGCCUGGAAGCUUGUAUUCAGCAACGCUGUCUUGGGGAUGAUGGCUCUAGUAGUUAUACGGUUCUUUUGGGAGCAUAAAUAUGCUAUCUCAAAUGAAUAGAGGGAUUUCUGGUUCAUGGUUUUGCAUCCUGACCAUUAUGUUACAGUACCAAACAUUACUUAAAUUUCCCCAUAUAGAGUCUGAAAUUCUAUUCUCUUUUUGCCUUCCCUUUGUCCUUCUGAAAGCUGUAAAUGUAAUACUAAAAAGCAAUUUGAGAGUGUGAUACUCUACAGUGGUGGUGCUUCAUAUACAAAAUUUUAAAUUCAUAGAGUGUGAUGUGAAAGUGGCUAUCCAGUACAUCAGCACAUGUUUCCGAGCAUUAUGAAUUGAGGCCAUGUCUCUUUAUUGAAAUAAUAGGAAGCAUUGAAGGAAUACUUUCAAAGUGGUUGGCUUUAUACAUGCACAUGGGGCUAUCAUGUAGGUCAUUCAGCAGACACAUGCUAUUCUUAGUGUAACUAUCACCCAGUCUGUUUUUAAUUUAUUGUUUGGGAAUGCUAGAUUCAAAUGGGAUUGGGUGGGGAGGUAGCAGAGCGUGAUCCUCAGCGUUAUAGGAGCUAUCUCUGGUCUAGGAUAGAGGAAUCUGAAGAAUCCUGUGGCCUUCUAGAUACUGUAGGUCCUGGAAUUCUGACCCAAACACUGCUCAAUGCUGGCGCUCAUGUAAUAGCUCUAGAGAGUAGUGACUCCUUUGUGCCAAACUUAGAGUGUAUAAAGAAGAAAUUAGAUGGCCAACUUGAAGUGGUGCACUGUGACUUCUUCCAUUUGGACCCUAUGUUUUUGGGGUUAAUUAAGCCACCAUUGAUGUAUUCUGAGGUACUUUUUGAGAACCUGGGCAUCUUGGCUGUUCCUUGGACAGCAGAUGUUCCUCUGAAAGUGGUUGGAAUUGUCCCACAAAAAAAGGAAAGGAACCUACUUUGGAAGCUUAUCUAUGCCUUAUAUGAAAGAAAUUCUGUAUUUAAAUAUGGAAGAGCAGAACUGAACCUGUUUGUCAGUGAAAAGCAGUACAAGACUCUUAUUGCAAAGCCUGGAGACUCAAGAAUUUAUCAACCACUAAGUGUACUUUCCCAAAUAGCCUGUGAUAUUCAGCUUCUGCAUAUGGAGCCUUGGUCUUCAUUUUUAACUAAUUCAAAGAAUGACAAGCUCUAUGUUCCAAAAAGUGUGUUGCUGCCGAAUGACCACUUAUGCUUAGUACAGCUGACACCCCGGAAGAAUUUAUUUACAGACAACUUGACCAUUAGUAAUUCAACCAUAUUUAUUGCAAUGGUAAAACAGUGUCUUGUUCGAACCCGGACAAAACUAAAAGAUAAACUAAAUUUAUUGUGUCCUGAAUCUGAGAAGCAACUGCUGAGUCAGUUAGAGAUACCAAAAGACAUUACAACAGGUUCUCUAUACCCAGAACAAUACAAAGCACUUUUUGAAACAAUUGCACAAUCUAAUUAUUUUGACCAAAUGCAGCUUUAUGAAGAUGACUAUUUAGAAGAUCUCAGGGACAUUAAGCGUUUAAAGUGAAGCCUGUUUACAUUGAAGAGAUGCAAACUGACCUACAAUCUCUUUACUUGAUAAAGAUUUAUCUAUCCAAUGAAGAUACUGACUAAAAAUAUAAGAUCAUAUUGAUGCAAGCAAGAGCAAUUAUAGUUCCUGCAUGGACAAUUUUGAAGUUGCUGUAUCUUCUAAUAUGGAAAGGCAAAAUCUUGUUUCCCCCUGUAAAUGCUGUAGUGAGUGGACUUCUGUGAGGAGCAUUUCAAGUAAGGCAUGAUUUGUACUUUGUUUCAAAAGUAACUUUAGCAAUGCUGAAAUGCAUUGUACAAAAACUAUUUGUAAGACGAACAGAUACCCUAAAUCAAAAUGUUCCCAAAGCGAAGAAGAAAAAAACGGCAAGAAAAUAUUUUCAGACAUUUGAGUUAUACUGGAAAUGUCCCCAAAGUAGAAAAUGUCUAUGCUGCACAAUGCAUAUAGUGUACUCAUCCUGUUUUCUGAUCAGGAAUGUAACUGCAGUGUAACAGUUUGCCUCAUUACAAACCUCUUCCUAAUGUAUAAAAUGUAAAUAUUUGUACUAAAAGAGCAAUAAAGCUAUUUCUGUCUAGUCAAAA
Varanus komodoensis (Komodo dragon) is the source of this 2228-nucleotide messenger RNA. RefSeq names its product transcription factor B2, mitochondrial (gene TFB2M). The record is from RefSeq and is a predicted model, not a curated record. The transcript is spliced from 8 exons. Gene Ontology annotation, cellular component: mitochondrial matrix. Bases 646 to 1647 code for a protein of 333 amino acids. Gene Ontology annotation, molecular function: mitochondrial transcription factor activity; rRNA (adenine-N6,N6-)-dimethyltransferase activity. Lineage: Eukaryota; Metazoa; Chordata; Lepidosauria; Squamata; Varanidae. Gene Ontology annotation, biological process: rRNA methylation; transcription initiation at mitochondrial promoter.